Juglans microcarpa x Juglans regia is the source of this 2664-nucleotide messenger RNA. RefSeq lists its product as uncharacterized. The coding region runs from base 1 to 2664 and encodes 887 amino acids. The record is from RefSeq and is a predicted model, not a curated record. Lineage: Eukaryota; Viridiplantae; Streptophyta; Magnoliopsida; Fagales; Juglandaceae. The transcript is spliced from 3 exons. Gene Ontology annotation, molecular function: nucleic acid binding; RNA-DNA hybrid ribonuclease activity.
AUGGCCUGGCUUUGCUCUGGAGAUUUCAAUGAGAUCCUUCACCAAAAGGAGAAAAUGGGAGGAGCAAGCAGACCCUAUAAACAAAUUGAGGAAUUUAGGCAAGCAGUAGACUUCUGUGGCCUUAAUGACAUCCACUCUCAGGGGUUAAGUUUUACAUGGUCCAACAACAGGUUUGGAAGGGAAUUCACAAAGGAAACGAUAGAUAAAGCUCUUGGAAAUAAGGAAUGGAAUGACCUCUUCAAUCAUGGCUCGUGCACUGCCCUUGCAGCAGUUAAAUCUGACCAUUCUCCUCUUCUCAUUGAAACAUGCAGAACAAAUCAAAAGAGAAGGAGAAGAAGAGUGUGUUUCAGAUAUGAGAUGGCAUGGGAGCUAAAGGAAGACUACCAAAAAGUGAUUAGUGAGGCAUGGAAGAGGGACAAUAGAUCAGGCUGUGAGGCUAGUGUUCUGAGGAAAAAACUAGAUGCCUGCCAACAGGAGUUGCUGGUUUGGAAGCAAAAAACAAAAAAGCAGCAGGACAUGACCAUCACACAGGGGCUACAAAGCAUUGGUCACCUCCAAGAAACUGGCUCAGGCAGUCAUUUAGCUUCCAUGAAACAGGCUCAGGAGGAUGUGGUGUCUUCUAUGACAGAAUAUGAUCUAAAGUGGCACCAAAGGGCAAAGCAACACUGGCUCAAGCAUGGAGAUAGGAACACCCACUAUGUUCAUAUGCAGGCAAGUCAAAGAAGAAAGACCAAUACUAUCAAAAGGGUCGAAGCCUCACAAGGAAUGAUUGUAACUGAGCAGGCAGAGAUUGGAGGUGUAUUCAUAGGUUACUUCUCUUCACUAUUUGCUUCCACACAACCUUCUAAUUCUGAAAACUAUCUGUUUGCUCUGGGAACAAAACUAGAUUCGGAGAUGCAGGCUUGGUUAAUGAUCCCCUUCAACAAAGAAAAUAUAACAAAGGCUAUUUUUCAGAUGAACCCACUAGGGUCACCUGGCCCUGAUGAAUUCCCAGUUCAGUUUUAUCAAAAACACUGGGAGGUGUGGGUGAGCAGGGGGCUUAGGCAAGGGCACCCUUUGUCCUCUUACCUCUUCAUUUUAUGUGCAGAAGCUCUCACUGCCCUUUUAAACCAAGCUGAAGCCUGUGGUGGUUUGACUCUAGUCCCUAUUGGAAGAGGUCCAGUAUCAGUGAACCAUCUUUUUUUUGCAGAUGAUAGUCUGCUUUUCUGCAAAGCUAAAGCUGAGGAACUCAGAUAUGUGCUCAACAUACUUGACAUAUAUGAGAAGGCCUCGGGACAGGUGAUAAACAAAGACAAGUCUUCUAUUUUCUUUAGUAGAAACACUGGCCAUGCAGUUCAACAACAAAUUUUGGAGCUUGCAGGGGUUAAAUCUUCUGGCACUUUUGAAAGAUACUUGGGACUUCCUACAUUGGUAGGCAGAGCAAAGGUGGCAUCAUUUCAUUCUCUUAUUGAUAGGACAUGGAGUCGAGUAACAAACUGGAAAAACAAAUUUCUCUCUGCAACAGGGAAGAAAGUUCUCCUCAAAGCAGUCCUUCAAGCCAUACCCACCUAUGCCAUGGGUAUGUUUAUGAUACCACUCUCCAUCACUAGCAAGCUAAAUCAAUUACUCAGGAAAUUCUGGUGGGGCUUCAAUGAAGAUAGUUCCAAAAUUCAAUGGGCCAAUUGGAAACAACUCAGCUAUAGCAAAGACAUGGGAGGGCUUGGUUUUCGAGACUUGAGGAGCUUUAAUCUAGCCUUACUUUCCAAGCAAGGUUGGAGAAUUUUACAAAACCCAAACUCCCUGGUGGGCAGGGUUCUAAAACAAAAGUACUUCAGUAAGGUGGGGUUUUUAGAAGCCAAAGUGGGGACAGGGCCAUCUUUUGCCUGGAGAGGUAUCCAUGCAAGUCUAAGGCUGUUAAAGGAAGGUCUCAUAUGGAGGGUGGGGAAUGGCCAACAAGUCAAUAUAUGGUUAGAUAAAUGGCUACCUUUCUCCCCUCCCUAUAAGAUUCAAUCCAUCCGAGAUGUGGAUUGUUGGUGUGAAAAGGGUCAGGGAGUGAAAAAGGUGCAAAAGCUAUCCUUUCAACGUGAUUUGAUCUUUGAUAUCUGGUCAAGACUCGUAGAGAUACUCAGUUUAGAGGAACUCGAAGAAGUGGCAGCUACUAUGAGGGGCAUAUGGACUAGAAGGAAUAACACUAUUCAUGGUAAAGAAUUCAAACACCCAAAUGCUCUUCACCAACUGGCCAAGGCAGAACUAGUAUCCUAUAGGGAAGCUCUAACAGAGGAUCUAGGUGUCAAGCUCACAGACCAUGUAAGGACUCCAAGGUGGUCAAAGCCUGAUGUGGGAUCAUAUAAGGUCAACUGGGAUGCGGCUGUAAACCAGAAGGAAGGGAAAAUUGGAAUUGGUGUUCUUAUCAGAGAUCACCAUGGUUACUUUAUUGGAGGUUUACAGGCACACAGAUCCCUCAAAGGAACCCGUUUUGAUGCUGAAGCCUAUGGUAUGCUCUUAGCAGCUGUUUUUUACAAAGAGGUUGGCAUAACACACCUUUGUCUGGAGGGUGAUUCAAAGAAAGUGGUGGAUUUAUUGAAACAUUACACAAAGAAUUGGAGCUUGGGUGGUUGCCUGGUAGAAGAUGCAAGGGAGAUUCUGAAUUCCUAUGCUUGUUGGUCAGUGGCUCAUACAUACUGA